GUUAAAUCUCCCUUAAUCUCCGCUCUGCUAGGGUGCGAUUUACGCACGGCCCCGGCCCGGGGCGUUCUUUACGUGAGAAACGGUCCAGCGUCAUUUACGCCGCAAUUUACGCGUAAUUUACGCGUGCAUUUAUUUAUAAAACCCGCACACACGCAGGCAGAGCGCCUAAACAAGGCCUUGGUGGCCACGCAGUUCAAUAGCAGCACGAGCACGGCGCAUAAGCCCACACCUAGAGUGCACACCUUGCUCGCAACAGCAUGCAACUAGCAAUUGGCUCGGCUCUGACAACGUUUGGGGCAGCCACACUCUGCGAGGUGCUGAUCGCGAGCUAGUGUCUAAAAGGGCUGCUAGCGCCGGCUUCGGGAGCCCUGGAAGGACUUUUGGAUACCUCCUUUUUUACGCCGUUUUUUACGUGGGAUCUCCUGUAGCGGUGCUUUACUUGUAACUUACGCGUUUUUUCCACGUAAAUCGCACCCUAGGUCUCUUUGCAUCAUCCAUAACUUGAACUUGAAAUACGUGCAAUGUGAUCCUCUCGGCCUGGGCCGUGCGAACACAUCCCACUAUGUUUUGACAAAAAUAAUCGCGCAUGUUUUGACAAAAAAAUGAUUAGCCUGAGUUACAGAGUUUACGAAUCGGAAGUUUGUGGCCCGGAGGCGGGGUUUCAAGUUACCAGCUCCCUCCGCCGGCGGCGGCGAGUCAGGCUUUAGUACAAUAGACGCGGCCUUGCGCGCUUCUUGGCUACUUUAUCCUGAGUUUCUGUGACUCGAAUUCAUCAAGAAGCGCCAGUUGAUGAAGCUCGAACUACUCUGGCCUGAGGUGCCAGUGCUUUUUUUCUUCAAGUUCAAGUUAUGGAAGUUAUGGCUCUUACAACAUUUUUGACCUUGGACUUACCGACCCCUCCGAGUCCACCCGCCAAAGCGUAAGAACGACCUGACUGAGACUCGGAGAGGACUCAGGCUUGGAAGGCUUUGCUACUAAAUACUUCUGUGGUUCAAGUUCAAGUUCAAGUUGCUGAUAUGAGUGGCAUAUUCACGUUAUGUUUUUAUCUUUAUUAUAUCUGCACUCAUUCAGAUUGCUCAGCCUGAGGCUAUGCUCAUCCCACACAAUCAUGAUAAGCUCCUUGAAAGCUGAUUCCGUCUGUUUGGGAUGUUGCAAUUCAGGCUGGUCACGCCGGUCGGUUCUUUUGUUUUAGUCAAGCCAAUAAAACUCGAACUAUGUUGGCUUCCUGAUUUGUCUACAGUGAACAAUGCAAAGAACAAUAAUUCAGGAAUCAUCAUGAUUGAGAUGGCGUGCAUAAUUUUGGACCACCAAACUUGAAGACCCUUAGGGCCCAGGGCAGCCUUGCCGACCGUGACACCGCCGGCGGCAGCCUGAGCUUAAGAAAGCCGGGGAAACAAAACUCAAGGACCCAAUUUUCGACCUCCGGGCCGCGGGCUUGAAUUAAACCCCGAAGUGACGACUUGGACUCCUUGUGGGAUCGCCGAAGUACCAAAUUUCUUAAAUGCCCACGGGCCCGUCACGGACUCACGGUGAUCUAGGUCCUGCGGUUGCGUAGGUCAAUAGGAUAGGAUAGGGAACUGCCAAAUAACCCAGGAGAUUUGCGAGGUUUGAGGUCUUCCUGACGCCUCUCUUUGCAGGGUCAUAUUAUUGGCCUGCUGGCACGUUCAACUCAAGUCACCGUGACGGUUGCUGUCCCUUGGCGGUAUUCUACUAGUACUAAUAAGCCUGCCAGUGACUUUCCAUCAUCUUUGAGCGAUGGCUAGGUUGCAGGUUGCUGCAGGAAGACUAGGGCGGGUAAUUGAGGUUAUGGGUUUUGAACGCGCUGCCGCUUUUAAAGUAUAGCGGGCCUAAGGGCGAAACGUCGCUUGUCAAAUGGGAGGCGAAGCACGCGAACGGACACCGGUCCAAGGCGGCUAUCUGAUGAGCACAAGGGCUUCAUUCUUCACUUACCUAGUCUUGCGUUAUAGAGGCCUCGCGCCGUCGGCCGGAAAUUCUCUAGCUCGACGUCGUCAAAAAAGCGAAAUUGGAGUCGCCAGCGCAACCGCCCCGAACGGCACGAGUUUCCACGACGCAAGCGAAUUGGAGCCCGUUCCAUGAUGUUUAGCCGGCGCCUCUCCAGGCCGCGUUUCUCCGGCUUUGUAAAAGUGGCCGCGCGUUCGAAAUCUACAACCUCGGGUACCUGCCGUAGUCUACCUGCAACCUGCAACCUAGCCAUCACUCAACCACACCGG
Messenger RNA from Pelagomonas calceolata, 2231 nucleotides. NCBI's taxonomy places the organism in Eukaryota, Pelagophyceae, Pelagomonadales, Pelagomonadaceae. The record is from the annotation of a GenBank genome assembly.